GCAAAAACUCCAGGCGCUAAACAGAGCCUCAGACUGUGUAUUUGACUUAAAAAUUUGAAGAAAUACAGUAUUCGUUACUCGAAAUCAUACUUAUAUUUAGGAAAUAACCCGAUAGUUGUAAGAUUGCAUUGCAGCGGGAUAUUCCUCCUUUUCAUCAUUUUCCCAUUAGCGGGAAGGAUGAGCCCGCGAAAGAUUGACAUUCAACCUGGCUAGAAUGUUAAAAUUCUUUCCUGCUACCGCUCUCUUUCCCUUGCCUGUAUUUUGGCAUAAAAACCCUACAAAACCCCAUAAAUCCUGUUAUUUUGACUUUUAAGAGGAAGGAAGAGUUGCUUAUGGUAUAUGCAGAAGCAAGCGAAGAGGAAAAGGGUAUCGUGGAUUGUGAUUUGUGUACGGUCGCGGAAAAGGCAGGAGGAGUCAAUUAUGUCUAUACCCCACAACCGCUGCGUUUUUGUGGGAAAUAUCCCAUAUGAUGCAACGGAGGAGCAACUAAUAGAAAUAUGCAAAGAAGUUGGACCUGUUGUAUCAUUCCGGUUGGUGGUUGAUAGAGAAACUGGAAAGCCAAAAGGUUAUGGCUUUUGUGAGUAUAGAGAUGAAGAGACAGCAGCUAGUGCUCGCAGGAAUCUCCAAGGCUAUGAGGUUAACGGUCGCCAGUUACGUGUUGACUAUGCCGAAAACGCCAAAGGUGUUGACAGGAACAGAGAGCAGGAUCGAGGUGGACCUGGUUUAGCCUCAAAUUUUGAUAGUCAAAAGCAACCUGCUGGUGCUGGGAACUCUAUAGACCCAUCUAUAAACCGGCCUAUUGGAAUUACAGUGGCAGCAAAUGCGGCAACUAUCAUGGCAGGAUCUCUAGGAGAGCCACAGACAGCCACAAUGAGUACAGGGCAAACUAAUGCAGGAGGCCAUGAUCCCCUCACCCUUCAUUUAGCUAACAUGUCUAAGAGUCAACUUCAUGAGGUUCUAUACGAGAUGAAGGCUCUAGCCCAGCAAAAUCAACAGCAGGCUCGCCAGAUUUUGGUUGCAUAUCCACAAUUUGCAAAAGCUGUUUUUCAGAUGGAGAUCAUGCUGGGGAUGGUUCCUUCACAGAUGUUGGCCAGUUUUCGGCAAUCUUCAAAUUUGUCUUCUCAACAAACAAUACAAACAGGUCAGCCAGAUUCUGUGAUACAGUCUGGUCUACAGGGUCAGGCCCAUUUACAUUCAGUACACAAUCAAAUUCUACCUGGACAACAAACCCAGAUGCAAAUUGGACAGAAUGGUCAGGCGCAAUUGCUACAGCAAGCCCAGGCCCAAAAUAUGCCAAUACAACUAAUUCAAACACCUCUGGUGCAGCCUCCAAUUCAAGUUCAUCAGCAAUCUCAAUCUCAAGUUUCACAGUCAAUAUCACAGUCUAUUCAAACUUUAUCUCAAGGUCUGCAUUUACCAGUACAACCUACUAUGCAGUCUCCUCAAAAUGCAGUGAUACAAUCUCAAGUUGCCCCUGUUAUUUUGGGUCAGUCUCAACAAUCGACAAUGGGGAAUCUACAUCAGCCACCACUACCACAACAACCAAGGCCAUCGUUGCAAUCCCAUCAAUCUUCAGGUCAGAUGCAAAGUCAGCCAACUCAAAAUAUGGCAUAUAAGCAAUCAAGUGCUUUGCAUCAACAACCAUCACGACCGCUUUUUCAGCCAGGAAACUAUUCACAAUCAACGCCUGGGAUUUCUUUUCAGAAGCAUAAUCAACCACUAUUGCCAAAUCUACGUCCACCACAGCACUCUUAUCAAAUUGGAUCUGGUACUGCAGUUGCCACAGUCUCACAUGCAGGACCUGAUCUAGUUGGCCAGAUUACAGGAAACAGUAAUGUGCAAACCAGCGUUGGUCUUCUAAGUGUAGGUGUUGGGGGUAAAGUCCAAGGUGGCGGAGCUAGUGCAGUCCAAUAUUUGAAUACCAUGGACCAUGAUGUAUCCCGGGCACAGGUUCCCCUACCAACAGGAGUUUCCCAUCAUUCAGAAGUGUCAUUAAGGAUGAAUGAGCCUGGUGGUAGAUUUGGGGACUCGACGACAGGCUUGACUGCCUCCACAGCUCCUACUGAUAUAGAGGAUGGAAGCAACAGGGUUUACGGAGCUGUGAGUGGUGGAAUGAUCACUGGGUCUCUAGACAGUGGAGUAGGAGCUAGUUCUGCUUAUUCUCAAGGGCCUGCCCAAUUACCUGUUGAAGGGAUCCCAGAACCACAACAAUCUGUUUCCCAGACGGCACAACUUACUCCAGAGGUUGAGUCUGAAUUGCUGCAACAAGUUAUGAAACUUACACCAGAACAGAUAAAUUCUUUGCCACCUGAUCAGCAGCAACAAGUAAUUCAGCUGCAACAGAUGUUUCGCAGCCAAUAAUAUAUCUAGAUGCUUCUCUUAGUCAAUAGGGGACUGCUGCUUCCACUCUUACAGCUCAGGCAAUCCCAUGCAAGCUGUUGUAUUGUAAAAGUGCAUACGAUGGAAGUUCUUUAAAAAUUAUACGGUGGCAGUUACUUUGGAAGAGUAAUUUCAAACCCAGCUUGCUGUGGAGGAAUGAGAGUUUGCAGCAUCAGCAGAGAGAUUGUAGGAUUUCCUUUUGCCAAUUGGCAAUUGCACAUGAGUUAAUUUGUUUAUUCUGUUUUAAAAAAGAGAUGGUAGUUAUUAAUAGAAAUCUCAAACUAUAGGACCACUUGCCUGCAAAAGGCUCCUAAAAUUUAGUUGUAGUACCUGCAAAAAUGUCCAUGUGACCACCAUGUUAUUUGUAUCUCCAACCUAUUUAAUCACUGCACGGAGACUUGCAAAGGAAGAAAGCUAGUAUAUAUUUGUUCCUUUCUGUGUAAGUUGGUUCUGACUAUUUGUUUGCUCUGUUGCUUUUAGAAAAGCAGCAAUAUAAAGGAGAAAAUAAUGUGUGUCCUCACAGUGCACCAUUAAGGUCAUCA
Molecule: messenger RNA, 2921 nt
Organism: Cryptomeria japonica (Japanese cedar)
Lineage: Eukaryota; Viridiplantae; Streptophyta; Pinopsida; Cupressales; Cupressaceae
Product: cleavage stimulating factor 64
Exons: 11
Coding region: 340-2361 (673 amino acids)
Biological process (GO): mRNA 3'-end processing
Cellular component (GO): mRNA cleavage and polyadenylation specificity factor complex
Molecular function (GO): mRNA binding
Source: RefSeq, a predicted model, not a curated record